CGUUUCGUUCGCCAGUUGUCCGAUUUUGUUGUUUGUGGUUGGUAGUAUUUUGCGUGUUUGUAGUAAAUUGCCCGCGAGCUGCGAAACUUUUUAACGAAACUUUUGAAAUUUUAUUCAUCUACAGUUUCUGGAUUUGUUGUGAAGUGAGAGAACGGGAAUAUUUGAUUUUAGAACAUUUAGUUUGUUUGUGAAUAGGUUAAACUUGUAGUGUGUGCUUGUGGUCACAGGUGUCGCAUUCCUUGAGGGACGCCGACGCAGCCUCCGAUACGGUGGGCAGGUGAACGGCUAGUCUAUUAUUUGAUAUUCAAUAUGGCGGUGUGGUUAUGAGAUCGAACAUACAACAACUUCUAGAUGGGCGACUGGCACAGAUAAAUUAGUAAUGCGAAUACUUCGGAAUUGUAAUUGCUGCUGAGAUGGCGCGGUGGAGCGCGCUGAUCCAGCAUGGACAAUCACCCAUUUGGCUCAUCGUGCUAUUAUACCUACUGCAUUUUGCGAGAACGACACCCGGUCCAUGUGAAGUGGAAACCGGGCAGUCGAGCAUCAUCGUCGAUAUUGAAGAGAGUAGAGGAGAUCAGGUCAACCAAAGCACAAUACCAUCAGAACUUCCAAUAGUGGGCGAGCCAGAUGUGGACGUGCUGCUCACUACCGUCUUUCCCAAGGGUCCAACGUUGUUCCAGCUAGAUGGAAAGCGAUUACAGCUGCUGCAGCCGCUGGAUAGGGAUGCGGACAAUCUGUCCCAUAUGGUCUUCCAGUUGGUGUGUCAAGUGAAAGCGACUAAGAAACGUCGGACCAUACCAGUUAUAGUGAGAGUCUCCGAUAUCAAUGAUAACGCACCUGUGUUUCAAGGAGUACCGUAUGAAGCCAACGUAUCCGAGCUGGUACCAAUUGGCACAACGAUAUUCAACGGCAUAAGGGCCGUCGAUAUCGACGCGGGGGUCAACGGCCUGGCGGAAUACUUCAUCAUACCAGGCGACAACACGACUCUGGAAGCUGCGAAUGCAGUUGACGGCUAUGGAUACUUCGCUAUACCUCUGCCUCAUCAGGGGCAAGUCACAGUGAAUAGGAGUUUGGAUUACGAGCGUACGCAGCGGUAUCUAGUCACUAUUGUUGCUUCUGAUCGUGCGCGCGACACUAAACGACGACUAUCCAGUACCACGACACUAACAGUUAAUGUUCAAGAUGACGAUGACCAGGACCCGUCCUUUAUAUACCAGGGUUGUACAUUGCACGAUGGAGCCUGUAUUAAUCCAGAGUAUUCGAGCUAUGUGAAUAGCGGUGUCCUCGCCGGGAUCCUAAUGAUAGAGCCCGAAAAAAUCCAAGCUGUCGAUAUGGAUACAUUGGAUGCUAGGAUCCACUACAGCAUCGAGAGUGGGGAACCGGAUUCCUGGGCUACAUAUUUUGCUAUAGACCCCAACAGUGGAGCUGUGAGGCAAUUAACACCAGUGGACACGAGCAUCGCGAAGAAAUUUAAUUUAGUCAUAAAGGCGGAGGAAGUGACAGAAGCGAAGAGGUUUACUACAGCCAAACUGACAAUCACUGUACGACCGGUAGACGCCAGCCCACCAGUGGUAGAGGCGUCCUCAGACGAGGGCCAAAUCGAGGAGAAUUCCCCGAAGGGUACCAAGGUUGUGGACAGUAAUGGAACACCGAUAAGGCUCAGCGUUUCUGACCCUGAUUUGGGACCUGGUGAUCCGGUACCAAAAUAUACUUUCGAAUUGACUACAAACUUCUUCGAUAUUGAUAAAGACGGAUAUCUCACUGCAAGUGAUAAUAAAUUAGAUCGCGAUCAACCGAAUUCCGGCAAAUUCAGAUUCCAGGUGGUGGCGAGAGAAGCUAACGGUGGUGCUGCGUCGGCGCCGCUCUCGUUAGCCGUACAGCUUCUAGACCAGAAUGACAACGCGCCUGUCAUACCGAAGACACAGCCAAUUAUAGUGCCCGCUAGUCUGGAACCUACAGCUGUCCAUAAGGUGGAAGCCAUAGACAUCGAUGAGGGUGAGAACGCACGUAUAACAUACAGCAUUUAUCACGUAUCUAAUAACGGUGGCAACAAAUUCACUAUAGACCCUAACACAGGAGUUAUAUCAAGCAGCGGCCGAUUGCAAGCCGGCGAGCAGUAUAGCGUGACAGUUCGAGCGACAGACGCCAAAGGCCUCAGUUCUCAAGGCAUCGUGGAGUUAUCCGUAGCCCCCGGUCCCAAUACGCGCCCGCCACAGUUCUCCUCGAGGGAUUAUUACGCGCCUGUAUCCGAAGGGGCUUCCAUUAACUCUACUGUUACGACAGUCACUGCUAAAGACCCGGAAAACGAACCGGUUACUUAUUCGAUUGUAUCUGGGAACGAUUUGCGACAAUUUGCGAUUGGAGCGAAUACUGGUAUUAUCACAGUGAUACGGAGACUAGACAGAGAAGUUCUUACGAGAUAUCAACUGAUGGUAAAAGCCGAAGAUCCGGGCAAAUUGGCGAGCACAGCGACUGUUAACAUCAAGGUCACCGACAUUAACGAUAACAACCCGAAGUUUGACGAAGACUCUUAUUUAUUCCACGUGAAAGAAGGAUUAUCGGGCGAGAUCGUGGGCUACGUCCACGCCACUGAUAGCGAUGAAGGUGUCAACGCUAUGAUUACCUAUAGCAUACCAUCGCAUUUACCGUUCAGCAUAGACAAUGGAACCGGAAUGAUUACUACUAACACUGCAUUGGAUUACGAACAAACUAAAGAGUACGCAUUCGUGGUGACUGCGACAGAUGGCGCUAUAGACAAACGUCUUGGUACUGCGUCGGUAGCGGUGCAGGUGCAAGAUGUACCCGACGAGCUGCCUGUCUUCCCUCAGGACCAUUACUCUGUCCACGUACCCGAAAAUGCACCUAAUUAUCCGGUUGCUAAAGUUUACGCAGAAGAUCCUGAUACGUUAUCAGAAAUAACCUACACUAUAAUGCUUGGCGACACUGAUCUGUUCUCAAUAGAUCGCAAGACUGGUAUGAUCAGAACAUUACGGCCUCUAGAUAGAGAAGUGAUGGCACGCCACGAGAUAUUAGUGGGCACGGAAGAGAAUUCGGGAGAGGGACCCGGCGCUACUACUACAGUCGAGGUGCUUGUAGAUGACAAAAAUGAUAACUCGCCUAUAUUCACAUCAGUAGUCCGGCCCGUCACAGUGGAGGACUCUUCGUCCAUCGGCACCCUCGUCCAGACCGUCCUCGCUGUAGAUUCUGAUGCUACCGCUCCCAACAACAGAGUACGCUACAAGCUAGUCGGCAGAGGCAAAGCAUCAAAGUAUUUCCACGUCGAACCUGAUACCGGGGCACUCAGAGUUAGAGAUGAUUUGAGGAAGGAGACCGAUAGCGAGUAUACCGUGGAUGUACAAGCUUACGACCAAGGGGAGCCAGUGAUGUCAUCAGUUGCCAGCCUUACCAUUUACGUCAGUCAUUCAGCUACCGUUCCUCCUGAUGUCGGCCUAGGGUUCGCUGACACUGUGUACACUGAACACGUAGCGGAGAACUCACGAAAUGGCACAUUAGUGAGAAUAUUGCCGGUCUUGAACAAGAAACAGCACUCUAUGGAUACUCCACUGAAGUGCAUACUCACUGAGACAUCGCAAAAAGGAGUUUUCUACGUCAAUCUAACGUUGGAAAGAGACUGUGCUAUCUACCUCAAUACAAGUUCCUUAGACUACGAGACUCUCUCAGAGUACUCGUUAGAGGUCCAACUAGAGUCCAUACAGGGUCUAAUUAACCCCGACAGCAGUAAAGCGGUUAUAAAGGUGCAUGUUACGGAUGCGAAUGAUAAUGUGCCUACCUUCAUAUUCUCCGAUCAGUCUACAAUUUCGGCUGCAAAGGGGAAAUAUUUCGCUAUUGUAACCAAAGAUAUGUUGUUGGGAACGAACGUAUUGCAAGUAAAGGCUAAGGACAAAGACAGCGGCGACUACGGCAAGCUCGAAUACCAUAAGAACUCGUGGACUAAAACCGCAGAGGAGUACUUCAGUCUAGACCCUGAUACUGGUGUAAUUAGUAACAUCAAAUCGUUCGAGAACGUUCCAAAGGAUGUCCUACCAUUCAAGUUCAGUGUGACUGCACGAGACAAUCCCAAUUCACCUCAAGAUUAUAAUAUUGCUAGAGCUUCUGUUGUGAUAAACCUUCUCCAAAAAGAAAACCAGUUAGUCGUGGAAGUAUCAGAUUUAAACCCUGACGCCAUGCGACGACGGUCGCGUAGUCUACUAACCGCUAUAGAAGAGAAGAGUGGUUUAGUUGCUGGCCUGGAGAAGUUAACUGCAAGGCAUUAUUUAGGGGAAAACGGGACAUUGGAGAGUGAUACGAGGGGAACUGAUGUCUGGUUGUACCUGGUGGAGCCUGGAACUGGGGAGAUAUUGACGAGAGAAUCUAAACCUGUAAAGAAGGCGAUCGAGAACGGCGUUCGUAAAGCGGUAGCCGCUCGCUUGCAAUCUCCAGUGAGCGAGGUUCGAGCGCCUCUCAUACCGGCUGAGCCCCCGCGACGGCCGCAUAUUGCGGUCGCACCGUUGGCCUCAGCGCUUCCAGCUGCUUUAAUAGCGCUGGCAGCGCUUGUUUUAGUCGCUGCCACUGCUGCUACAAUAUACAUAUGCGCAUCGUGGAAUAGGUACAAGAAACAUAAGGAGCAAGCGAUACAACAGUACGGAACACUCAGUAUGAGUAUGGCGCCUCCGCGACCCCCGUCCGGGUAUGAAUCGAGUGAAGACGAACCCGCGCCGAGAUACGAAACACAGGUUCUCAAUAUGGCAGUUGACGACGCUGACUUGCAAUUAGAUUUCAGCGCUAAUAAUCAUGCUUUCAACAUACAUAGCGUACAAUAUUUAUCUAAAGAUAAUGGUGAACGGAGCCCGACAUUAUCAGAAACGGCAACCACCGCUCGCGCGUCAAGCGUCAACGAAAACGGCGGUACAUUGAACAACAGUAACUUCGACUCGAUUGCGAAUAACGCGACCAUCGCACGCAACACACAAACACUGAAUCGACGGGUGCCAAAUAACCACGCAUUGAACAACGCACUCGGCACGUUACCGCGUGUGAACAACAACAAUGUAGGUGGCGGAUUACUGGCCACGACACUCGGCAGGAAAAUAAAUGGCGGUAACAAUCAUAAAAAGAAAUCUACGCAACCCAUAAUGGCGUAUGAUGAGAUACCCGGAUUGCAAAGAGCGUCGGAUAACGAUAAUGUUACCUUUGGCAAAAGAAACUUUAGCAGUUACUCAUAUGACCAAUCACCGGUGGAAACCACGACUGAGCUAUAGUGUAUAAUAUAACUUUUUAAAACUGUUCGCAUGUGACAUAGAUCUUUUUUUUUUUCUCUUAAAGACUGUUCUACAGUGCGAGUGAAAUAGUAGCUGUAAGAUUCUCUUUUGAAUCUAUUUGUUUAAGCAUCGAAUUAUUAAUAUUACGUCAUCAAGAAGUGAAUUCAUCAAUUCAAUGAGUGAAUCUCUAUGCUGAGAGGAAAUUUGUGAAAAACUAAAAGACUAUUAUGUGAUAAAAUAAUAUUCGUCCAUAAACAUUAUAAUGAAGUAUAUUUUUAAUAUAGCAUAAUAUAUUGUGUUCAACGAAUUUUUAGAUAAUGAUAUUUUUGUACGUAACUGUAUGUACUUAGCAAAGGCUAGUCUUUGGUAUGAUGGAAUAUUGUGCAUAAUACAAAUGUAAUUUAAUCGUGUGUAAAUAAUGAAGGCAAUUAAUUUUUAGACUUGUUUAGGUACCUGAACCGUAAAUGCGGGUACAAAUCUUUGUAAAAAUCAUAAUGUAUUAUUAUACGGUGCCACCUCCCAAAUAAUAGGGUAAUGGCAAGGCAUUGAUGUAUAUUCAUAAAAGCAUAAUACCUCCGUACUUAUUUCAACUAUUGGUACGUUUUGUCGCUUUCUUUUGAAUUGAUUUUUUUUCUCAAAAGAAAGUGGCAGACUCUUUAAUGAGAAAAUGAGGUUUAACAGAUAUAAAUGAAUAUUAAAUUUUGGAGGUUUUCAUUUUUACGUUCUUUCUUAGUUAAAGGUGGUGAAAAUUUGCGGUAAUCUACCGUCCAUAUAAUGUUGGAAAAAAUCUCGAGUGACAAACACAAUGUAAGGCGACCACUUCCCUCGAUUCUUUAAAUGCGUCGUAGGUAGUAAACUAAUGCAAGUGACUCUACCCGUUCCUUAUGUUCAUAUAUAGUGAGCUUUAUGUCCAAUAGUGGAUACAUUUAGGUUGAAAUGAUGAUGUGCAGUGUAAUUAAUAAUGAUUGUGAUUUGUCACAUACGAGAUUAAACUGAGAUUUCUCAUGGCAUUCCAUUUUAUGUAUUCUUGUAUUUUUGUACGAAUUUUGUGCCAGUUAAAAUGUAUAUUAGGUAUACAACUAUGGGCUUAUAGAAGCAAUGAAUAGAAUGCUCAUUUUUUAAUUUGGUUUCGGUAAGUGUUUGUGCCAAAAGAUUGUGAAUAUAUUUUUUUUUUAUUUCACGUAUUUAUUCGUGCGCACUAGAAAGUGUUACCUAUGAUUAAUAAUUGAUCUGUAUGAUAUUUGUAAAUUUGAAAUAUACUUUUUUUUUAAUUAAAUAUGAAAUUCUUUUACAUAUUGUAUUAUAAUUUUGUGGUAUAAAUUGUUAAUACUUUUGUGGAAUAAAUUAA
This is a messenger RNA of Galleria mellonella (greater wax moth), 6603 nucleotides long. RefSeq names its product cadherin-99C (gene Cad99C). Bases 414 to 5255 code for a protein of 1613 amino acids. Gene Ontology annotation, biological process: homophilic cell-cell adhesion. Gene Ontology annotation, cellular component: plasma membrane. The transcript is spliced from 31 exons. NCBI's taxonomy places the organism in Eukaryota, Metazoa, Arthropoda, Insecta, Lepidoptera, Pyralidae. Gene Ontology annotation, molecular function: calcium ion binding. The record is from RefSeq and is a predicted model, not a curated record.